AUGACGCCUCAAUAUGCCGGGGUGGAUCUUCGCAGAGCUUCUGAGGCACCUUUUAAAUGUGAAACUAUUGAUAGUGGUUUGUCACUUCUCGUUAAAGUAGAAGAUGGAUUGGUGCUUUCCUUCAUGAAAGGGAUCCAACAGAUUUACGAGGUCAAGUUGAACGACUCCUCUGAAUGUCACCGCUGCUUUGAAAAGUCAGCAUUAGUUUACCCUGCGAAGUCAGGUCAGGAUGACAACAAGGAAUCUUACAUUAUAUCGUUCCCUACCUCGAAGGAUUUACUCAAUUUUCUGGAUGUAAUGAGGAAAAGGCUCAAGUUAAAGGAGAAGGGGAAAACGCAGGGUGCGUCGACAUUCGACGAGAGAACUGAUUCGUGGUCGGCCGUACAAUACUUCCAGUUCUACAGUUAUCUCAGUCAACAGCAGAACAUGAUGCAGGCAAGUUCCUGUCUCACUGAUUACGACUACAUCAGGACCGCAACAUACCAGAAGGCAAUAUUGGCAAACGCCUCUGUCGAUUUUGCUGGAAAGGUAGUCCUCGACGUUGGUGCCGGUUCUGGAAUUCCCAGCUUCUUCGCCAUCCAGGCGGGCGCCAAACGUGUCUAUGCUGUCGAAGCGUCCAAUAUGGCCACUCACUGCAAUACUCUUGUGCAGUCGAACAAAUUGGCGGGUCGUAUAGUUGUUAUAAGUGGGAAAAUAGAAGACAUCGUUCUACCAGAACCCGUAGAUGUGAUUAUUUCUGAACCCAUGGGUUAUAUGCUUUACAAUGAACGGAUGUUAGAGUCAUACGUCCACGCAAGAAAGUUCCUCGCUCCCCAGCACCGGCGUUCUCAUAACAGAAACAAGGGGGACGGCCAGCAACCAGAUUCUCGUGAAGACACCAUCAUGCGAGAGGAGGGAAAAUCCGAAACGGAUGAUGAAGAUAGUACAGUGGCUGAGCCCAAGCCCGGUGUUAUGUUCCCGUCUGUGGCUCAGUUGUUUGUGGCUCCUUUCAGCGACGAAGCUCUGUUUGCUGAGCAACACACUAAAGCUAACUUCUGGUACCAGCAAAGUUUCCAUGGAAUGGACCUUAGCGCACUGCGUAAUGCUGCAAUCGCAGAGUACUUCAACCAACCUGUGGUCGACACUUUCGAUAUCGGUCUCUGUCCUGCUGCGCCCUGUGUUCAUAAGGUGGACUUCCGGACAGUGAAAGAAUCGGAAUUGGCAGAAAUCACAAUCCCCCUCCAUUUCCAGAUUGAUCAAUGCUCAACGAUUCACGGCCUGGCCUUCUGGUUCGAUGUUGGCUUCCUCGGUUCACAGAAAGAUAUUUGGCUUUCGACUGCACCCACCGAACCACUGACCCAUUGGUACCAGGUACGCUGUCUUCUCGGCACAACGCUCUUCGUGCAGGAGGGUCAGAUACUCACGGGCACGGUGCGAAUGAAGGCCAACACUCGGCAGUCCUACGACGUGGACAUUGAGCUUGUCAUCCCCGGAAGUGAUACGAAGGUAAAAUCCAAGGCUUGUGGAGUCGGUCAAGAUCCUCAAUUUUAUUCGCCAUCCAUCUUCAAGACGCUUUUACUGUGCAAAGGCUAG
Molecule: messenger RNA, 1572 nt
Organism: Dibothriocephalus latus
Lineage: Eukaryota; Metazoa; Platyhelminthes; Cestoda; Diphyllobothriidea; Diphyllobothriidae
Source: the annotation of a GenBank genome assembly